GAGCGCCUGCCCUUACUUGCAUCUCCUAAAAGCGUGCAUGGAUUCUACAUGAACUGGGAUUGUGUGAGGGAUGCAGUGAUGCUCCAGUUUACUAAUAUCGUUUCACAUCUCACAUUGCUUCGGAAAAAUGGACUGCCUAUAAAUGUUUGGGGAGAGAACAUCUGUGGGCAUUAAAUUAUGAAUGUUGAACAAGAUGACCUCUUACCAUCAGCUCCAGAUGUUGAGAGGUCCUAGAUGGAAAGGGGCUUGGUUUGACCCCUUGUUUCUCCUGCUUUUAGCCCUGCAGUUGCUCGUUGUGGCUGGAUUGGUGCGAGCCCAAACCUGUCCCUCUGUAUGUUCCUGCAGUAACCAAUUUAGUAAGGUCAUCUGCACACGCAGAGGGCUAAAGGAUGUCCCUGAUGGCAUCUCCACCAAUACACGGUAUCUAAACCUUCAGGAUAAUCAAAUCCAAGUCAUCAAAGUAGAUAGUUUCAAGCAUCUACGACACCUAGAGAUUCUUCAACUUAGCAGAAACCACGUCCGCAACAUUGAGAUUGGCGCCUUUAAUGGGCUGACCAGCCUUAACACACUGGAGCUUUUUGACAAUCGCCUCACAACCAUCCCAAAUGGCGCCUUUGAGUAUCUUUCGAAACUGAAAGAGCUGUGGCUUAGGAAUAACCCUAUUGAGAGCAUACCGUCUGAUGCCUUCAGUCGCUUGCCCUCCCUGCGGAGGCUGGACUUGGGGGAGCUAAAACGUCUCUCCUACAUCUCGAGUGGAGCAUUUCAGGGCUUAAGCAACCUUCGCUACCUGAAUCUAGGCAUGUGUAACCUCAAAGAGGUCCCCAACAUUCAGCCCUUGAUACGCCUGGAUGAGCUGGAGAUGUCCGGGAAUCAGCUCACUGUGAUUCAACCCAGUUCUUUUAAGGGCCUUAUACACCUUCAGAAGCUGUGGAUGAUGCAUGCCCAAGUCCAGACCAUAGAGCGUAACUCCUUUGACGACCUGCAGUCGUUACGAGAACUCAACCUGGCUCACAACAACCUUACCUUUUUGCCCCAUGAUCUCUUCACACCUUUGCACCACCUUCAGAGAGUGCAUUUGCACCACAAUCCCUGGAACUGUAACUGUGACAUCCUUUGGCUUAGUUGGUGGCUGAGAGAGACUGUACCAACGAACACCAGCUGUUGUGCCCGCUGUAAUUCCCCAUCCAGCCUCAAAGGACGCUACAUUGGUGAGCUGGACCAGAGCUACUUUCAUUGCUAUGCGCCUGUUAUUGUCGAGCCUCCUGCUGACCUCAAUUUGACUGAAGGAAUGGCAGCGGAGCUCAAGUGUCGGACAAAUUCAGUGACCUCAGUCAGCUGGCUAACACCAAAUGGCUCCAUCAUCACACAUGGGGCACUAAAAAUGCGCAUCUCCGUCCAAAAUGACGGAACACUAAACUUUACCAAUGUCACCAUCCAGGACACAGGAACCUAUACUUGUAUGGUAAGCAACGUGUUGGGCAACAUUUCAGCCUCUGCUAUCCUCAACGUGACAUCCAUUGACAACAGUGGCUUCAGUUACUUCACUACGGUCACCGUAGAAUCAAUUGAAACCCCAAACGAUGGGGAGGGUCGGACGCCAGUGCAGCCAUCUUUUGGCUGGGGAUCCUCCUCAACCACAAGGGGAACACCGAUUGCUACAGAGAGAGCAUACACCAUUCCUGUGACUGAUAUAGACAUGGAUGGGUCUCUCAAUGGUUUGGAGGAAGUAAUGAAAACCACCAAGAUCAUCAUUGGCUGCUUUGUGGCUAUCACACUCAUGGCGGCUGUCAUGCUCAUAAUAUUCUAUAAGAUGCGCAAGCAGCACCACCAGCAGGAUCACGACGGGCCGACCCGCUCCAUCGAGAUCAUCAAUGUAGACGAGGAGUUGACGAGGGUUCCAGCCAUGGAGAGUCACCUGACGCUUCAGCCCCUGGAGCAUGAGCAUUACAACCACUAUAACUCCUACAAAACUGUGUAUAACCAUGUGUCCGCUCUCAGCUCUUUUCAUAGUUCGGUGCAUGAACCUUUACUAAUCCAAGCCAGCUCAAAGGAUAACGUACAGGAGACACAAAUAUGACCAUGCUUUAAGUUGGGUGAUCUGAAAUGUACUAAUGAUGUUGGAAUUGUGGUUGUGGACAUGCUGUCAUAAUGAAGAUGGCAGUGUGUGUUAAGACAUUCAGGGCAUUAAGAGCCAGGGUGUAAGUAUUAUUUUAACAAGUGUCUUUACAAAUCUUAUUUAUUUAAAGAUAUGUGAAGUGACUGAAUCAUGAAAUUACAAAAAAGUUAAUAUCUUCUUUUUCUCCUUUUUGCUUCUACAUUUUUUAAACUGGGGAAUAAAUUGUUUAGUUUAAUGUGCUGGUAGAUUUAAUGUCAACUGCCAUGCUUAUGAGUGCAAUGAUACAACAGGAUUUUCCAUUUUGGGAUAUUACAUCCCUUUGCUCCAAUAUGUUUUUUGUUUUUUGAGAAACUGAAUCCUAAAUUCAAAAACUGUCCACUGACAACAGCAGACUUCAAAUUGCAUGGAGCACUUAGAUUUGAAAGGCAAGCUUGAUGGAUGCAGCAACUCUAAAGAGGUUUAUAAAUGGUUACAUUUCCCCAUAAAAAAUCCUGUUACUGAACAAAAAAAGGAAAAACCCUUCAUUGUCACAGCCUGGAUUGUGCUGCAAUUUCAGCUAGUGGGAACAGAAAUAUGUUGAGUUCUUUUAGAGGCCACUGCUUUGCACAUACAUCAAUUAACUUAAAGGUUUAGUGCACCCAAGAAUGAACAUUCUUUUGCCAUUUACCCCUCAUGUUAGGUCCAAACCUAUUUGACUUUUUUUAUGUAGAAUGCAAAAGGAGAUGUUAAGUAGAAUGUUUGGGACUGGCACCAUUUACUUGUAGUAUGGAAAAAAGAUGCAAUGAAAGUGAAUGGUGACUGAGGCUAAAAGUCUCCUAAACAUUUCCUUUUGUGUUGCAUGGAAGAAAUAAAUACAGGUUUGGAACAACAUAUUUACAUUCCAAUUCCUGUCCUCAAGUUAUUACAAGUCUAGCAUUUUGGCAUUUGAAAUUCACCAUUUUGUGUUUCUCAAAUCUUUAAAUCGGUUUGCAAGAUUGUCAGUUUUUUCAGUCUAUUAUAAACAUUAGUGCACAUCAAACUAAUAAAAUCAUUGGCUUAUGCCACAUGUACUAUGUCACAUUAAUCCAAAACACUGAGAUAAAAUAGCAUUUUAUGGCAUGCAAGACAUGAAAUAACCAUGAGUGGCUGAAGACAAGGGAAUAUUAUUUCUAAGAUUGUGUGCUGGGGGGCUUCAUACAAAAAUGCCAUGAGGAAAUAAAUAAUGAAAUAUAAUGUAGCCUGCUAAUGUCACUAUGGAAACCAAUGACCUAGUAGAAAAUACACUGUCUGGACAAAAUUUAUAAUCAGAGUAUUGCCCAGAGCUUAAAGGAAUUUUCUGGGUUCAUUAUAAGUUUAGUUUAAUCGACAGCAUUUGUGGCAUAAUGUUGAUUUCCAUAAUAAAUAAUUAUGACGCGUCCCUCCUUUUCUUCAAAAAUCAAGGUUACUGUGAGGCACUUAGUAGCCAGCAGCAUGUAACCCUGCAGCUCUGGCCUGGUUACCCACUGAAGCACAGCAGGGUUGAGCCUGGCUAGUCCCUGGAUGGGUGACCUCCUGGGGGAAACUAAGGUUGCUGAUGGCAGAUGUAUUAGGGAGCACAGCAGUGGGUGCUCAACCUGCAGUCUCUGUGGGUCCUAAUGCCCCAGUAUAGUGACAGGGACACUAUACUGUCUCACCUUCGGAUGAGAUGUUAAACUGAGGUCCUGACUCUCUGUGGUCAUUAAAAAUCCCAAGGCACUUCUCGUAAAAAGUAGGGUUGAAACCCCAGUGUCCUGGCCAAAUUUGCCCACUAUCUUCUAUCCAUCAUGGCCUCAUAAUGGCCCAAUCCUAAUAAUCCCCUUUAUAUAUGAAUUGACUACAUCACUGUACUCUCCUCUCCACUAAUAGCUGGUGUGUGGUGGGUGUUGUUGCGCACUAUGGCUGCCGCCACAUCAUCCAGGUGGAUGCUGCACACUGGUAGUGAUGAGGAGAGUCCCUUUUCUGAGUGGGUAUUUUAAUGUUUUAGCCCUGUCCACUUCCAUUGUGAGUGCCUCACUGCAAUGUUGAUUUUUGCUUCUUCUUUUUUUUUUUAAGAAAACAAGUUGAAACUAACUUUUGUGGUAAUCAAAAUAAUGCCACAAAUGUCUACCAUGUACACUGGUGACUAAAAUGACUUUACCAUGUGUGUAGAAUGUGUGGCGAGGGCAUGUUGUAUGCUGUCUGAGAACCCUUUACAUAAAACCACACUGUUUUUCACAGGUGUGGUUUCACUUCUCCCUUGAAAUCAUUUUGGAUAGCAUGAUAAGGAGAUGUGAUGCUGGUCUCACCAGUCAACUCCUUAAAAAAACCUAAUAGGUUAAUAUGUCAAAGGCUUAAGAAAGGUAAAUGACAGAUAUACAUCUAAUUCAUCACAUGCUGACUAGUUUCAUUUUAAAAAGAUAUGUCAUCAGAAAACAUAUUGAGUGAAGAUUACAAUCAAUCUUUAAUUUAAGCACUGACUUCGUCUUCUACUGAAUGUGACUUGUGCUUAUCGGAUCCUCUGCAGUAAAGUAAACAAAUGUUAUUUUCUUUAAAUCUUUUUUUCCCCAUUUAAUUUUCCUUUAGUUAUACAUGCUUAUUUCUUUGUUGGCCCCAGCCUUUCACAUUCACCCUCAUUGCCAUUCAUAAAUGGAAGAUAAUUUUUAAUCACAUGUUGAGUAUUACAAAGUGAUAAACUGUUGCUUCCCAGUAUUUAUGUUAUUAUUAUUAUUAUUAUUAUUAUUAUUAUUAUUAUACAUUUUUGUAUCCACUUUUAUUGUACAUAAUAUGUGGGAUAAAUUGGGACAAUAGAAAAACAGCAUUGAGCCAUUUAAAAAAAUAAAUAAAUAGAUGAACAUGUCUGUGUUUUCAGAGGGUCUGUACAUGAAUGCUAGCUUGCUCCUAUCUGCUUCAGUGUUCCUGAGCACUGCAUCAGUCCCAGAAGCUCCUAUGACUAGAUAAUUGAUCAUUGAUCAUGGCCCACAUAGAAAAUUUGUGAUGCUGAACUAAACUGAUUCUCUUUAUUUUUCUUCUUGUGAUUUGUUUGUUAUUGGUGACUCAUUUUAGAUUUCUAUGCUGAACUGUAGUGAUUUAUUAUUAUUAUUAUUAUUAUUUGGCAAGGGAAUGUCUCUUUAUUGGCAUAUUUCUACAAGAACUGUUAUUGAAAAUAACCAAUAAUAUUUCUGUCAAACUACACAUUUGCUGAUCGGUUCAUAUUGAUAUGGGAAUACAACUAACUAUGCGUUAACCAUGGACAAAAAAAAUAAAUAAAUAAAUAAAUACCAGAGAUUGUAGUUCAUACAGUACAUGCUGUAAAGGAAAAUAAAAUGUUUUU
Myxocyprinus asiaticus (Chinese sucker) is the source of this 5423-nucleotide messenger RNA. RefSeq names its product leucine-rich repeat-containing protein 4C-like. The coding region runs from base 182 to 2077 and encodes 631 amino acids. Gene Ontology annotation, molecular function: cell-cell adhesion mediator activity. Gene Ontology annotation, cellular component: plasma membrane; glutamatergic synapse; postsynaptic density membrane. Gene Ontology annotation, biological process: synaptic membrane adhesion; modulation of chemical synaptic transmission; regulation of axonogenesis. The record is from RefSeq and is a predicted model, not a curated record. Lineage: Eukaryota; Metazoa; Chordata; Actinopteri; Cypriniformes; Catostomidae. The transcript is spliced from 2 exons.